Molecule: messenger RNA, 1206 nt
Organism: Pichia membranifaciens NRRL Y-2026
Lineage: Eukaryota; Fungi; Ascomycota; Pichiomycetes; Pichiales; Pichiaceae
Exons: 1
Coding region: 317-1123 (268 amino acids)
Biological process (GO): DNA repair
Molecular function (GO): polynucleotide 3'-phosphatase activity; double-stranded DNA binding; ATP-dependent polydeoxyribonucleotide 5'-hydroxyl-kinase activity
Source: RefSeq, a predicted model, not a curated record
CUGUCUGUUCUUCUCCCUUUACUUCCAGCUGAACCCAAAAUGGAGACAUAUGUAGUGAGGAUAGCUUACAGAGCACUUGCAGCCAACCACCCCUCUCCUCGUUUUUAUCGAUAAUUCGAACGUAAGGUGUCCCAAAAAAGCUUGGUGAGAACUAGCGCCCAAUCAUAUUAGGAUCCCGGAGAUCGUGAACUGAGUCACAAGCCACCAGGAGAAAAAUGCAAAAAAUGUUUCCAACUUCCUGGUAAGUGGUCUAGUACCACCUUUUCGCAUACCUGUUUUUAUUGUAGGAACAAUAAUUAGUUGAAAGAGUCGACGAAUGCCGAAAAGUAAGAUUCCUGCUUCAGCUGGAAGGAAAAACCCGAAGGUUGAAAAAAAGGCUGCCCUACUUGUGCCCAAAACGCCUAUCAGUGAAUUGCAGCUCCACCACAAAACCACAUGCAAUCGGAAAUAUGGGUUCCAAUCCCUCGGAACACAUUGUUUACGUUACAUAUCACCAAGGGCCAAGGAACUCAUCGAAUCCCAGAAAGAGGGUUCUUCAGAGCAAAGAGUUUUCCAUGUGGCUGCCUUUGACCUCGACGACACUCUCAUCAAGACGAAAACAGGAAUGAAGUUCUCCCGUUCGGCUGACGAUUGGAAGUGGUGGAAUGAGAAUGUGCCGAAGAAGGUGGCCGACUGGCUGGAGCAACCAUUCCCGGCGGAUACACCGGCCAACACCUCCAGGGUGAUCGUUGUUUUUACUAACCAGGGAAGUGUGGUCAACACCGCCAAACCCACAACCCCGUCCAAGUCCCUGGACACACUUAUUGAGAAGCUGAACCAGAUAGCUAAUUCCCCUGCACUAGCUGGUGUGCCACUCCUGGCCUACGCUGCCACGAGGAAAGGUGCUGCUGACAAAAAGGCCCAUCUCGGGAGCCCACCAGAGCUUCACGACGAAUUUCGCAAACCUAACACUGGUAUGUGGAAGCAGUUGCAGCGUGACUUGGCACCGGGAACCCCAGCUUUGGACGUGAGCUUUUUCGUUGGAGAUGCUGCUGGCAGGAAGAAGGACUUCAGUGACUCCGAUGUGAACUUUGCACGUGCGCUCGGUUUGCGCCACAUUGUCCCGGAGGACUUUUUCACAUAGAAAUGUGAUAUGUAAUUUAGGAGGGACCCUGGGAGGAUAAAAAGUAAGUGUACGCCGGCCUUCGCCCCUGGUGUACUUCUUGU